Diabrotica virgifera virgifera (western corn rootworm) is the source of this 14369-nucleotide messenger RNA. It is a transcript of the gene CDC50, whose product is annotated as cell cycle control protein 50A. Lineage: Eukaryota; Metazoa; Arthropoda; Insecta; Coleoptera; Chrysomelidae. Bases 133 to 1290 code for a protein of 385 amino acids. The record is from RefSeq and is a predicted model, not a curated record. Gene Ontology annotation, cellular component: endoplasmic reticulum; Golgi apparatus; plasma membrane. The transcript is spliced from 7 exons.
AUGACGCUUGACAGUUGCCAAAUUCUGACAUUAGUAAAUUGACGUUUAAGCGAGAAUUAUAUUGUAAAUGUAAAUUGUUAUUUUAUUAUAAAAAUAAUUCCUGGGACCCAAAUUUAUAAGAUAUUUAGGGCAAUGGCUCAUGAAACUCCAGAUCCAAAUAAAACUAAAAAACCAUCUGAUAGUGCAUUUAAGCAGCAAAGACUCCCAGCAUGGCAACCAAUUUUAACUGCAGGUACAGUCCUGCCUUCAUUCUUCAUAAUUGGAAUUGCCUUUAUACCAGUUGGCAUAGUAUUGCUGUAUUUAUCAAACGAAGUUAAAGAACAUGUAAUUGAUUAUACUAAUUGUAAUAAGACAAAGACUAAUAGUGAUGGCACCUGGACAGAAUCAUCUGAGACGUGUGUUGACUUUAUUAAAACAAAUAGAGAUGAUCCAUGUGAAUGUACCAUUUCGUUUAAGCUUGCUGACAGUUUUGAUGGUAAAGUAUAUAUGUAUUAUGGUUUAAGCAAUUACUAUCAGAACCACAGAAGAUAUGUGAAAUCUAGAGAUGACAAUCAGCUACUAGGAAAAUUGAGCCCAAAACCCUCAACUGAUUGUAUGCCAUUUGACUAUGUUGUUGAUAAUAAAACGAAUCCAUCUAAAAAACCUAUUGCUCCAUGCGGAGCAAUUGCUAAUUCAAUGUUCAACGAUUCUAUAUCAUUGAGCAUGAUUGAUGAUAGUGGAAAGAUUGUACCUGUUCCUCUUCUCAGAACAGGAAUUGCCUGGGACUCUGAUAAAAAAAUAAAAUUUAAAAAUCCACCUGGUGCAAAUUUAGAAGAAGCAUUUAAAGGAUAUGCCAAGCCGAUUGAUUGGAAAGUAGAUAUUUGGAACUUAGAUCCAGACAAUAUAGAAAAUAAUGGUUUCCAAAAUGAAGAUUUUAUAGUAUGGAUGCGCACUGCAGCUUUGCCUACUUUCAGAAAGUUAUACAGAAGAGUUGACCACAGUCAAUCUGAUUUUUCUUCAGGAUUGAGCAAUGGAACAUAUAUUUUAAAGAUUGUAUACAAUUAUGACGUUAGCACAUUCAGUGGUUCAAAAAGAGUGAUCCUUAGUACAACUUCUGUAAUGGGUGGAAAAAAUCCUUUCUUGGGGAUAGCAUACAUUGUAGUUGGAUGUGCAUGUCUCUUGUUAGGCAUCGCACUUCUAUUUAUACACAUAAAAUGUGGCAAAAGAUUACUCCCAAAAUCCCAUUCCCGCCAAAACAAAUCUCAAACAAAAAGAAUUUCGUAUAGGAACGUAUCCGUUUUCACGUACUAAACUAAAGAAUCUUUAUACAAUUAAACAGAAGUACAAGUGAAAUGAUAAACGUCAACCCCCGAACACCAUACCAAUAAAGGAGAAUUGGACCUGCCAAACAACACUACCGGUUAAUGUUUAAAGUAUGUGUGCUUAGUUACCUCAGAAACAUAAAGUUCUGCAAGCAAACUAAGAGAGUCAUUAAUAUUCAGCUCAGCGGGGUGUUAUUCUUCAAGGCGUGAAAUUCUAUCAACAAGGGAUCUACCUGUUUUGUGGAAGGAUCCUUUGUUUAUUUAAGUACACAUUUCCAUCAAUAGUACCUACCCUCCUGAGCUGAAUAUUAAUGACUCUCUUAGUUUACUUGCAAAACUAUACAAAAGGAUUUUUUUUCUUAAUAAAGUCUCCCGGCACUAUGUGAUAGAGAGUGGCUAAUAUAGGUAUGUCAAGUAUGUGCAAAGAAGUUAGUGGUUCUAAGUUAAGUACACUGCAAAGUUAAUUUUUAUUCGACUUGAACUGUUAUCUGUAAAAGGUGUUAUAGUUUGUGGAAAGUAUUUGGAACAGUCAUUAUAAUAAUGAAAUUUAUCUUUAAAAGUGAAAUCGGUAAAUGAUAAUAAAUACGUGAAAGGGUCAAUCCAUAUCAGAUCACCCAGUUAGUGUUGCUCAACAUUUUUAAUUUUCCUGAUUCUUUUAUCAUGGAUUCCCUAUAGGUAGAUAUUCACAAAAAUCCAUUUGAAAAAAUUUUGUAAGCCAUAUUUUUUAUUUGGCAGCCAUUUUUAAAAUGACGGCUCGGAGAAUUUAAUGAAAAACGAGGUUUGCGGAAAAUUUAAUUGCCAAGUCAUUUUUAAAGAUAUCAGCAUAAUCUAAUCUAAACACCAGUGUGUUCAGCAUGAAAUUCCCUUCAAAAAUGUGUUAUUUAAAUUUCUCUAUCAUUAAAGAAAGUCAAUAAAACUUUCUCCAAAACUUCGGAAAGUAGCAAAAUCGUUCAUUUUUAAGACCAUUAAGUAUGGUCUCUUAUGGUACCUUAGGAAGGAGAAGUAUCUCACAAAUAAUAAUUUAUUUCUGUGUUGAAUACUCAAAAUACUACCAGCAGCGUAAGUUGUAGUCUUGAGAAUCAACUCCUUUCUUCCCUACAAUUUUUCAAAAAUGGCCGAAAGCACAUUAAUGCCAAUUUUCAAAGGUCAAUAUCUGAAAAGGGACUGAAUGAAAACAAGUGAAAAUUUUAUUAAAUGUUCUUUAUACUGUUACGAAUAUCUCACAAAAAAAUUAUGACUGAGACUUAACUAAGUUUAGAGUUAUAGAGUUGUGAAUUCCAAUAAAAACGCUAUCUUUUUAAUACACUCGUGCAAUGCUAAAUUACCAACUGUAGGCUUAAAAUUAUCUUAAUUGACAAAGUUAAAUUGUGCUGAAAUCACUAAGUUACCAAUAAACUUUUAAUUAUUUCUUCUUUUCAAAAAGAAUGGACAGUAAUAAUAGUACCACAGGUAAAAUUCUUGAAUUACCACUUAGGUCGUAGAGCGCAAAACAUAGAGCGACCAAUUUUGUGAUCUGGAUAUUUCUGUUUAUAUAUGCUGUAGAGUUCAUUUAGUGAGAGAAGAAUUAACCUUUUCUGUUUGUGCACCUUGACAUUGUCAAUCACAGAUGAAACAUAUUAUUCCUUUUUACCAGGGCAUAAGCGACUAUUUUCGUCAUCUUCGUAAAACUCUUUAACACAGUGAAAAAUAGCUUCACUUAUUUUGUUGCCCUGUCUUUUUGAAAGAUGUGGUAAGACACCUUGAUCCUUUACUAGCUGCCUAGUUAACUUUACCAUGUCUUCAGAUGCACCAAAGUCCUCAACUAUUUUUUUCUUUGACCAUGAGCUUGGUAAUAGACUAAUUAUCUUAAUUUUAUCAUCUUUAUUAGACACUUUAAAUUUUUCUUUCAGUUUAGUAAUGAGUAUGUCAUACUCACUAAUUGAAGUUUCUACAGCAUUUAAAUUCUGAGUUUCUAAGUCAUUAUAGAAUGAUUCUUCCAACUUUCGCUUGACCGUGCUCGUAAUUUUGUCAGUUUUUCUUUGCAAAUCUGACCGUCAUUGUUCUUUGUUAAGCUUUGUUAUUUUACAUAAAGGAGACAAUUCCAAAGUUUCACAAAUGGAUUCCACUUGAUGCAACGGAUUCUCAUGUACUAAUUCAAAAGGGCCAGGAAGAAAUUCAGGAUCAUUUUCAACAUUUUUUGUCUCAUUUUCAGGCAAUUUUUCUACAAAUAUAUUUGUUGCACAGGUUGGACAUAGAGCCUGUCCAGAAAUUAGUCUAACGUCCACAUUUUUACUCUUCGAAAGGUGUUCAAUUAGUAUUUUACGCAAACCAUUUUUAAUUGGCCUUUUAUGACGACUAAAUGGGUCACAACAUUUUUUUCCAAAGAUGUGGUUGUACUUGUCUAAAUAUUUAUCUCUGUGGUAAUGGCAGAUAUUGGUAAUUUCAUUUGAAAUUCUUAAUUUGAGCAAACAUUGUUCUUCAGUUGGCAAGUCACUUACACUGAUAAAAUUUUCAGACACUUCUUGUAGUGUUGUUUAUGACACUGUCCACUUAUUAGUUCACCCACAAAACAACUCAUACUGAAUAAUUAAACAAUUAAAUAACAUUACUAUCAUAAGUAAAUUUAAUUAAGCACAUCAAUGUACUGACACAAUUCCAAAACUGCACUAACAGGACAUGUUCACUAGUAUAGUCAAAGAACUAUCACCAACUGAGCCUCAUCAAUACCAAAGCAAUGCAGAUUGAGGGGGGGGGGGGUGUUCAUGUCUCCACUUGUAGAGACAUGUAGGUGCAGGUGUUAUUUUAAAACUCUAAUAAUAAUAUAUAGAUUUAAGCAUCAUUUAAUUUUGAAAAUUAAGAUAAUUUUAGCCUUGAGUUGCUAAUUUAGUAUUGCACGAGUGUAUUAAAAAGUUAGCGUUUUUAUUGGAAUUCACAACACUAUAACUCAAAACUUAGUUGAGUCUCAGUCAUAAUUUUUUUGUGAGAUAUUAUUAUCAGCAUAAAGAACAUUUAAUAAAAAUUUCACUUGUUUUUAUUCAGUCCCUUUUCAGAUAUUGAUCUUUAAAAAUUGGCAUUAACGUGCUUUCGGCCAUUUUUGAAAAAUUGUGGGGAAAAAGGGAGUUAAUUCUCAAGACUACAACUUAUGCUGCUGGUAAUAUUUUGAGUAUUCAACACAGAAAUAAAUUAUUAUUUGUGAGAUACUUCUUCUUCCUAAGAAUUAAUGGUCUUAAAAAUGAACGAUUUUGCUAAAUUCUUUCCGAAAUUUUGGAGAAAGUUUUAUUGACUUUCUUUAAUGAUAGAGAAAUUUAAUUAACAUAUUUUUGAAGAGAAUUUCAUGCUGAACACACUGGUGUUUAGAUUAUGCUGAUAACUUUAAAAAUGACUUGGCAAUUAAAUUUUCCGCAAACCCGGUUUUUUCAUUAAAUUUGCCGAGAAGUCAUUUUAAAAAUGGCUGCCAAAUAAAAAAUAUGGCUUACAAAAUUUUUUCAAAUGGAUUUUUGUGAAUAUCUACCUAUAGGGAAUCCAUGAUAAAAGAAUCAGGAAAAUUAAAAAUGUUGAGCAACAAAUUAUAUUUAUAUUGGGUGAUUUAAAAUGGAUUGACCCGAAACCAUUAUUGUAAAUAUUGAUGUAGGCUCGGGUCAUCAGGUGUAGUUUGUUUUGAUUUUUUAUUUAAAUAUAUUAUACGUUUACAAUAAGAGAUAUUUGUUCAGAAAUGGCUGAUAAAGAAUCAUCAAAAGAAAUGGAGAGCCACUCAACGGCAAAUCAAGACUAAAAAAAUAAUCAAGAAUAUUGAUAAUAAAACUCUCGAACAGUUUUAUGAACCUCAAUAAACGAGAGGUCAAAACGUUCACUGAAAUGGUGACUGGACAUUGCCGUUUAAGGAACCACCCAUACAAACUAGGCAAGGUGAAUGAACCAUGGUGCAGAAAGUGCGAAAUGGAAGAAGAGACUGCUAUACAGAUACUAUGCCAUUGCAGUGUGCUAAGUGAUGUAAGGUUGGAAUUCACUAGUCAACUGAGGUUUGAACCAGAAGAGAUCCUAAAACUACCAAUAAGAAAACUGUUGACCUUCGUUGAGGCCACAGAACUUAUUAGUUUAAGUAAAAAAACAGAGUUUAAGGAAAAAAACAACGUAUGGUACAAAGGACUUAUGACCAAGUACCAGAGACUAACGAGUCUCGCCUGGGUUAAGAAAAAGAGACAUUUGAACAAUACGCAAUGGUACGGAAUGGAUAUUUUUACUUCGUACAUAUGCCAAACCAUUUUUAUUUAGUAAUAUCUAUACAGGGUUGUAACACUAAGAAAUGCAACAAACAAAUAAUACUUACAACACUACGAACAAUACUUACAACACUACAAACUUGUAUACUACUCAUUGCUUUGAGAUGUUGACUGCUGCACUGUUUAGUAUGUUUAAUUUGCUCUAGUCAGAUUAAUUGACAACUUUUGACGGUGAAACUUAGUUCCUUAAUAGGUGGUACCAUUCUUAGUCAAGAACAAUAACUUUAACUGAACAGUACAAUGCAGUGGAAUUGAUUAAGAAGUCUCUUAUCGUAUCUACUAUUUCAUGUCCUAUUGUAGCAGCGUUGUCGGUAUAAAAUAUGUUAUAUUUGAAUGUAUAUAGUAUUCGAUACCAUGUUAAAUCUUAUACAGUACGUAAAUCGUUCAGCUGGACAUAGGAAACAUACAUUGUAUAUAUUUAGAUGCAUAAAUACAUACAUUGUAUUAUAUUGAGAUAAUUGUGGCAACUGAGCUCUCUCGAUGACAAUAUGGUUGUUAGCAUUAAGGGGCAGUAACCUCAAAAUUGACAAUGUAGUAGCUAAAUAUUUUUGGCCUAAGGGAAUGGGAAAACUGUUUAGUUUUGAAAUUAGUUUUUAAAUAAAAAAUAUUUUUAAAAUUAAAGUAAAAUUAUUAACUCAUUAAUCAUUAACUUUGUUUUUGAUUUAUUUAUGGACAGCAUUGCUUCAAAACUCACUCAUUCUAUUCGUUAUAACAGCUCUAUUGCAACAAAAACUCGUACUCGAACAGAAGCUUUAAACUAACACAGGUUAGCGCAGUUGCCAUAAUUCUCUCAAUGUAUAUUCCCUAUGUCCAGCUGAACGAUUUACGUACUGUAUGUUCACCUCUUUGCCUCCAAUGCACUACGGACUUUUUCACACAAACUGAUAAUACUGAAUUCGUUAUUUUUUUUUUUUGUUAUUUAUAAAAUGUAGCUCGAAGAUAAUAAUAUUAUCUUCGAGCUACAUUGUAGAGCUAUAUAUUAUAUGCUAUAUCAUAGACUGAUUUAAACCACUUUGGUAUUCACCAAAGAGUUCUUCCGUGUAUGUACUUAGAUAAUUAUAUUAAGGCAUUCGAAAAAAAUCUCGAGUAACACCAUUAUAUGGACAUAGAAUCCGACGUUGUGGUUAUGGUGUGUUAAUUUGAAAAGGUACCACCCAUAUUUUGGUCCCUAGAGAAAAUCUAAAAAUAUGCAAAAACACGUAAAAUUUAUUUGUGACAGGGACAUUUUGUAGACCAGUUUUUAACUAACCCUCUAACGAGGGUGGACACAACCUCAAAAAUCUUUAAUGAAAAGGGGGUUGACUGAUACCUCAUUGUAUAGGUCGUUCAACUACCUUUACAAAAAUGCCACAAACAUUAUAUUUCUUUUCAGCACUUUUAGAAAAAUCUUGGACUCGACACUUAAAAAAAUUUUGGAGUUCUGAAUUCGAUACUUAAUAUACCUAUUCACGAUUUUACUUGAUUUUUACAAAAAUACCGAAAAGAAAUUUGGUAUUUUUAAGACUUUUAAAAUGAGGUUUCACUCAACCUCCUUUCCAUUAAAGAUUUUGGUGGUUGUGUUCACUCCCACUAGAAGUUUGAUGUAAUUUAGUUGAAAACUGGUCUGCAAAAUGUCGUCCUCACAAAUAAAUGUGACGUAUUUUUGCAUACUUUCAGAUUUUCUGGCGGGACCAAAUUAUAAAGUAGCUUGUCAAAUUGACACACUGUAUUUUAUCACUCUAUAAUCUCGGUUAUUCAGAUAUCGAAUUCCUGAAAUAACUUCAUAUAAAAGUUAAUUGCGUAAUACCUGAGUAAUACUUGGAAAGCAUGCUUUUUAAAUUAUUGUUUCACUGUACUUCUACUUUCCAUAAACUAGAAUGUUGUUUUCAUUUAUUUCGGUACUUAAUUGUUUAGUUAAUAUUGUUGAUUACUUUAUGUUUAUGGUUUACUACAUCUUUAUAGUUUGGUAUACCCAAUAAAAAUUUAACACAAACAACGUUGACUGUGUAACUAUCAUUGUGUAUAAAACAACAGCUUAUAUUUGCUGACAUGCUUAAGGAUCUAAUAUAAUUCGAUAUUAUAGCCGUUUCAACAAUAACUUACAAAAUUGAAUCAUAUGCAAUUCACCAGAGAAAAAAGGGGGGGGGGGAAUGAAAAAUAGAAAAUCAUUUUCAUUUAAUUAAAAAAGAUAAUAUAAGCAAAAAGAAACGCGAACAUGAUAAGAUAGACUUAAAAAAAUCUGUAUUGUAGAUUGAAAAUUGACCAAAAUCGUACAAUUUUAGAAAAUGAUAUACUAGAUAUAUUCAUUGGUAUGGGCAGUGAAGAAAAAUUAAUUAAAAAAAAUUAUUCUUAGCCCAAGAAACAGGUAGGUCUUUUAAAAAUGUCCCAAGUCGGCACAAAGAUUAAAACUGCCCGAUAUAAAAUAUAACAAUAUAACCAGCUCGGCUUUUGAGAUAAUAUCAAAUAAUUGUACAUCUCAAUGGAAAAAAAUACAUUUAUAUUAAAUAGAUAUAUAAUUAUACAUAGCCCAAUAAAAAUAAAAAUAUUGCAGAUAAAUAUAAAGAUUUACAAUAAUUAUCCUUUACACAUUCCGACUUUGUUUCACCUGAAGCUAAUUUUCGUUUUUGUUCUUUAAAUUUACAACGUUCACAUACUAAUAACAAUUUUCCUCUUUGACUAAAGAUUUCACUUACAAUGGACUUUAAAGAUGUCAUACUCUAUUUUGUCUGGAUACUGAACUAGUAGUUAAUUGGAAGGUAAAUUGAUUCCACUACGAGGUGUCGAGCGAGUAACAUCGUUCUGUAUUUUGUCGUGCUUUGUAAAACAUAGUGCAAAAACAGUGGCAUAGAAGCUAAAUUAGGUAUAAAUUCGAGAUAAAAACGUAAUUGCUUUUGACACAGUCAAAAGUAAGCAGUGGCGUAGCAGAUACCCAAACAGUCAAUAUGUCUCAAACACCUAACCAAGCUUUAUACUAUGUACCAGUAGCGAAAUCGAUUCCACGGCCAACAUUUCCAACCAGAGAAAGGGGUAUUGAGGUUAGGAUGUUUUUCUAUGUUAAUAAGAAAUUUUUCCAUAUCUAUAAUUUCAAGAUAAAAUUACUAUUAUACCUACUAAUGGGGUACUAAUACCUACCUGUUAAUCUUCGAGCCGACCUGGGGGCUUUUAAAAUGUUCCGGGGUUUAUCAUAAAGGACUAAAGGAUUAUAGUGAGCCGAGAUGGGAAUACUCCAUUGGUAUAUCAGUCAUUAUAUUCUUGAAAUUCUCAGUGGAAACAAUUUUUUUUUAAUUUCUUAAAAAAUAUUGACAUAAUAAUGAGGAAUCCAUUGUCAAGGAAAGUUUUUAAGUUUUUCUUUCAAUUUUUACAGGGUAUAUCUAACAUGUCAAAUGCAUUUUCUAGUAUAGAAUACACGAAGUGGCCUUGAGUGUUAGUAUAGAUAGAAUAAUAUAGAUUUAUAUUUAUAAAAAUAUAUAUUUCUUUUUUAUUAAUAUAACUCUAAUGGCCAAAUUAAUAAUAAUAAACCAGUUGGUUGUUAACAACUGAGAAUAUGCUUUAUUGAAAAACGUUACAAAAUAAUCAAAUUUCUCUGACUUACAGCUUUGAACUUCUGUACUAUACCUAGAUAUUUUUGCAUUAUCCGUUUGACGGUUUAUCUUCUAUACAUUCUUAAACUCUUGUACGUAAGACUUUCCUCAUAAAAAUUCUAUCGUUUUAAUAUUAGAGUUCGAAACUACGAUCAUGAUUUUCUGCUGAAGGUGCUUUAGUCUGUUAUAAGAGAGUUUGAGGAACGUAUUAACGAUCAAAUUCCAAGUGUUUAAGUGGCACAUGACACAAAACUAAUAUUCUUUUUCUCAUGGGCAUCUUUCAGUGCGUCACAGUUUUUCGAUUUCUUUCUAAUGCAUUAAAUUGUAUGUGACAGAAAAAAGGCACGUCUGUGAUUAGAGACAUUUAUAACAUUUAUUCUAGUUGUCGAUAGAUGGCGCUAUAAUCGAAAAAAAAUUAUUUACGAAUUAUAUAAUAUAUCUACGAAUAUAAUCUGUACAAUUUAUAAGACUAUACAAAUCAAAGAAAAUACCAUUUUAUAAAUGCAAUAAACACAAUUAUUGAUUUGUUUUUAUGCCAAAUUGCAAAUAAAAUGUGACAACUGUCAGAUUUAAAUAAAAUGUCAUGUUAGAAUAAAUGUUAUAAAUGUGUAUUAUCACGGACUUACCUUUUUUUUUCUAUCAUUUUAAAUCAAAACAUUAAGUGAAGCGUACGUCGAUAUGUAAUAUCAUUAAUAUUUUACUGUCAAUAUAAUAAUUAGGAAAUAGUUUUUAUCGGUAGACGUAUUUUAUGUAGUUCUAUUGUACAUUUACAUUUAACGAUGUUAUAAUAUAUUUAACACAAUAUAACUUUAUAAAAUAAACACAAUGGGGUGUAUUCUGUAACAUGUCCGUUAAAUUUAAGAGGCCUCUAAAAUUUAAGUUUUAACGGUCCUUUAAAACUUUUAGGUUAGAUUGACAUUCUGUAAACACAUUUUAUAGAGGACCGCUAAAAUAAUAUUUUUUUAGAGGAAUCCUCUAAAAGGUUUUGGAACAAAUACGGCAACGUCGCACGUUGAUCGUUUUUGAACUACUUUUAACCCAGAAAUUGACCGAAAACUGACUGUCAGAGGCCAAAAACGUUAAGAAGAAGAAGAUAUUGUCAGAUUCCUAAAGAAUAAUAUUUAUUGAAUUUAAUUAUUUUUUAGUAAAACUCAUAUUUUACAAUUAAACAUUUUUAUUUAUAAAGUUAUACAUUAAAAUAUUGCUGAAAAAUUGCAUAUCUUAUUUCUUCUCCCCUUCGACAAUAAUUUUGGUCAAAUUAAGGUCAUCUUAUUAAUCUGCAUCUGGUUAUAAACCUUCUUGAACUUCACCUUUAUAAACAUUUGGUACAUUUUGUAAUGUUCCACAAAACCUUUAAAUAAUUUUAGCUGCAUUAAUAGGAUUUAAUUGCUUUGACAAACAUAUUUGACUUCCAACACUUUUUCAAUCACAUUUCUAGGUAGGUAGGUACCCAUGGUACAAUAAAUUUUCCUAAAAAUUUCCUAAUAAAUUUUCAUAAAAUGAAACUUUAUUGUACCAUGGUAGGUACCUACUUCCUUUGAAAUUUGAAAUGGUAAUUGUAGUUAAUUUCAGGUCAAUGGUCAAUUACUUUUUGUUUUUGUUGUAACCUGAAAUCAGCUCUACAAAAAGAAACAAAAAUUUGAAUUUUGUUACUUAAAAGGUGUAGUGUGUCGAUUGCAAAGUAAAAUGAGACACUUACCUUUCAUUAUUAUUUAUUAAGUACUUCUUCACCAAAUACAGUAUAAAAAGCCAUUUGCCAUUUUUAAAUAUUUAUCUCCAGUAUAAUAGAAUAAUAACAAACUACUAUUCAUACAAACAUAACCCAACAAAAAUAAUCAAACCACAUUUAACGGACCGCUAAAAAUUUAGCGGGUACAUUUUGACAUCCUCUAAAAUAUUUUUAUUUAGCGGGAGUUUUAACGGUUUAGGUUAUGAUUUUAACAGAUAUAUGAUUUACAGAAUACCAAAAUAUUUUUAGCGGGCGUUAAAAUUUUAGAGGCCUCUAAAAUUUAACGGAAGUGUUACAGAAUACACCCCAAUAUAAGUUAUAUAUUAUAAAUAAACACAACGAAUGCGCUAAUGUCACUGUCACUGAAAAUGAUAAUCUUCAAAAUUCAUAGUAAACAAGGUAUCAAAGACAUGCCGUAGUGUUUAUCCUUGUUUAACUUAUUGUGGUUUCUAUGGACAAGGGGCUUAAUUUUGCGAUAUUAUAAUAGUUUCUGUGAGUAAAAAAUAUACCUAGUAUAAAAAGUAAUUCGUGAAUAAUUUCAUGAAUGUGCAAAUAUAUACCUAAUGGAAGAACUAUAAAACUAACUAGCCCAGUUGCUUUCUUACUGUAAAGAUCAUAAAAUAAUAUUCCUACUAACUAUGAAGUGUCACUUAAACGCAUGAAAUGUAUUUUUUAAUUAAAAUAUGUCUAAAACGUAUAUUUCAACUGUUAGGAUAAUUAUUCUGAAGCUAUUUUCUUAUGGCAUUUUAAUAUUAUUUACUACAUUUAAUGGACAUUAAACCACAAUUUCAGUUUAAAAUACGUUUAUUUUGACUUUUCGAUUUCCACUCCGGAAAUAGGUUUUUUGAGAAUAUUGAGAAUUUUAAACAAUAAUUAUUGUGGUUAAUUUCCAUUAAAUAUAGUAAAUAAUAUUGGGAUUAUUUUGGAAAUGUUAGAAAUAAUUUUUUUAAUAAUAUAAUCUAUUGUAACCAAACUUUUAUAUUUAUAACCAAACAGAGGCUAAUAUUUUUUGUAACGGAAAGAAAUCAAUCUUUACUUGAGAGACUUUAAAGUUGUUUUAAGUUCCAUGCUAUUUUGGACACACCAGAACAUUUCCAAAUAUAUCUAAAUUAUGAAAAAAUUUCAUACGUAGAUUAAGAAAUUAUUUGUAAGAGUAUCUAAAAACUGCCAUAAAUAGAUUUUGGUAGGUAUUUUUAAAACAUGUAGACGGUGAACACCAUAUUCACCAAAGAUAGCUUAAUUAAAAUUUCACAAUUGAUGAAUUGAGUACUUUAGAAUGAAGUAAAAAAUAGACGUAAUCUCAAUCAUUUAUUGUAACUUCCAACGACCGGUUUCGCUCUCUAAAGUAUUCAGAGCGUCUUCAGGUCAACGGUUACAAGUCACUAAAUGCUACAAAUAAAAACCAGAUUUAGAACAAUGUCUGGUUGUAAAAGAUGCCAAAGAUCCAUAAGAUCAAGCCAAUAUUGAACAACAUACAUAAAAGUAGUUAAAACAGCAAACAAAUACAUAUGCAUGUACACUCGGGUGCGGUAACAAACGUCCCCAAGCUCACAAACACAUGCAGAUGUGUACCGUCUGUAAUCAUGCAAUGAUAACGUGUCGUACUUACAUUCAGUUACAAUGAGCUACUUCCUGAGUAUUCAUUAACAUGAUAUCUUGUUUAAGUUAUGCUAACGGGAUAUGGUGGAAGAGACGGAGAAUGUUGUAAAGGUUAACAAGUUGAUGGAAAUUGGAAAUUCUUGAGGGUGAUGAGAUAGUUGGUGACAGACAACCAACAAAUCUGUGGCUGUUAUUUUGUUUGUGAAGUAGACUAAAGUGAAUGUCAUAUAUACAAUUUUAAUAUGUGAUGGUUUUAAAUAUUUUUAUUUCUAUUUAUUAAAAGAAAGAUAUAUAUUCUUUUAUAGAAUUAUAGAAUAUAUCUAUAGAAUAUAGAUAAUUGGAUAUAAUAUGACAUUCACUUUAGUCUACUUCACAAACAAACCAUCUCAUCACCCUCAAGAAUUUCCAUAAACUUGUUAACCUUUACAACAUUCUCCGUCUAUUCCACCAUAUCCCGUUAGCAUAACUUAAACAAGAUAUCAUGUUAAUGAAUACUCAGGAAGUAGCUCUUUGUAACCGAAUGUAAGUACGACACGUUAUCAUUGCAUGAUUACAGACGGUAUACAUCUGCAUGUGUUGUGAGCUGGGGGCCGUUUGUUACCGCCCCCGAGUGUACAUGCAUAUGUAUUUGUCUGCUGUUUUAACUACUUUUAUGUAUGUUGGUCAAUAUUAGUUUGAUCUUAUGGAUCUUUAGCAUCUUUUACAACCAGACAUUGUUCUAACUCUGGUUUUUAUUUGUAGCAUUUAGUGACUUGUAGCCGUUGACCUGAAGACGCUCUGCAUACUUCAGAGAGCGCAACCGGUCGUCGGAAGUUGCAAUAAAUGAUUGAAUGUAUGUUUUUUACUUCAUUCAAAAUGAACUCUCGCAUGCAAUCCAUUCAACAUUUGAGUACUUAAGCUUUAUUAGAAAUUAUACUAUUUCUGUUGAUUAUCUAAAUUACGGCACAUACUGUACUAAUAUGUACGUGCAAUCGUAAUAUUACAUGUCAUAUAACAAAAUAAGGAUCUGCACGGGUACAUCCUACUUGACAAACAUAAUAUAAUGUUGCUGUUUUAAACGCCUAUAGUGCUACAAUCUAUCUAAGGAACUCAUUAAUAUUCAGCUCAGCGGGGUACUAUUGUUCGAGGUGUUAAAUUUCAUAAACAAGGGAUCUACCUGUUUUAAGCUGGGAUCUCACGGAACGUGGCGCGGCACUUUUUACCAGUUUACAGUUGACGAAGAGAAAUAGAUAAAGAUAAAACUAAAGACGGUAAUCAACGCAACGUGAAAUAACAUUCUUUCACUCAAAAUUUGUGGUUGCGAUCCGUAGGCUAGGACAGAUCCCUCAAUUUAUGGUCAGCGCGUGUUCUUUUAUCAUUUGUCGGUAAAUGAACACGGUUCAAACUAAGUCAGAAGCUUAUACACAGUCGGUACUUCCCCUCCAUGCCUUCCGACGCGGCUAGGGGAUGGUACGAUCAGUGCCGUGGUAAUUUUAGUAUGGAGUGGCCUAACGACGUGUUGGAAUUUUUAUCAUUGUAUGAAUUAACCAACUUUCUAACGUCAAUAAGAGCGACGCGACACGUUCCGUGAGAACUCGGCUUUAUGGAAUUAGCUCUUCCUUAGAAGUACACAUUUCAAACAAUAGCACCCCGCUAAAAUGAAUUUUAACGAGUCUCUUAGAUUGUAAAACUAUACGUUCAUAUUGAAAGUAUGAGAAUGUGCUUAGGGAAAAAUGUUAGUACUUUCAUUUCAUUAAUUGUGGAAUUGUUUAAUUUUUCAUCGCUUACCUAAGAUAUAUAACACUCUAAAAUGUUGUUAGUGUAUUUAUUGUUAGCUCGUUAGCAGAGUUGUUUCUUAUUGUGAUUUUAGUAAUAAUAUACCACUUUCGUUGUAUAUAUUUUGUAUAUUUUAUUGAAAUAAUUAUUACAGGUUAAACGCUUA